Messenger RNA from Salarias fasciatus (jewelled blenny), 11430 nucleotides. RefSeq names its product FRAS1 related extracellular matrix 2b (gene frem2b). NCBI's taxonomy places the organism in Eukaryota, Metazoa, Chordata, Actinopteri, Blenniiformes, Blenniidae. The record is from RefSeq and is a predicted model, not a curated record. Gene Ontology annotation, biological process: cell communication; anatomical structure morphogenesis. Gene Ontology annotation, cellular component: membrane. The transcript is spliced from 24 exons. The coding region runs from base 1 to 9339 and encodes 3112 amino acids.
AUGGCUUGGAUUAUCUCCCCGCAUCUGCACAGGACCUGCGCCGCCUUUCUGCUGCUCGCGGUGCUUUUGACAGGUGAUGCGCGCUCGCAGGGUUCGGACAGCUAUGGAUUAUCAUACGCCCUGAGGUCCGAGCUGUCAGAAGACACCAUACUGGUCGCCAAUAAUGGGAUUCGUGUGCCUUUCGGGAGAUCAGUCUUCAUUGAUCCAAUCAACGAUCUGGUGAUCCAAGUUCAGCCCGGUGAUCGAUGCAGCAUCACAGUCCUGGAUAACGACCCUUUGUCUCAGAAGCCGGGACACCUGUCUCCAAAAAAGUUUCCCUGCGAAUUUGGCCCCAACGACGUGAAGUACUCUCACUUUGGCUCCAGGAGUCCCCCGAGGGACAGAGUGAGGCUGCAGCUCAGGUAUGACACCCAGACGGAUACAAUCAUAAUCCCCUUCAUGAUGGAGGUGGAGGUGGUUUUCACACAGCUGGAGGUGCUGACUAAAAACAUGCCUCUCACAGUGGAGAGACUGUUCGGCACAAGUAAUCCCAUUGAUAGGAAGAUUCUGGAGUUCACCUAUGAUAGGAGUACACAGCAGUGCAGGAUCGCCUCCCUCUCCAGUGGAAACGUGCUCCCCAGGUAUGGCCAACUUGUGGAUGAGGACAGCCUGGGAACAAUGGUGGACUGUGAUGAAUUUAUUAAAAUGAACACACGCUAUCAGCACACUUUUGCUUUGAAGUCCCCCAACAGAGAUUACAUACCGAUGCUUGUGGAACUGCAUGAUAAGGAAGGCAAUUUGCUCAAGCAGGAGUUUUUCCAGAUAUUGGUGAGAAUUAAAGAGGGAGAGGACAACACUCCUCCUAAACCCAGCUUUGUUGCAAUGAUGAUGAUGGAAGUAGACCAAUUUGUCAUGACAGCAAUAACCAUGGAUAUGCUGGCAGCGGAGGAUGUUGAGUCUAAUCCAGACGAAUUAAUUUUCAACAUCACGUCCCCCCUGUCCUUCGAGGAGGGCUACAUAGUGAGCACAGAUGACAGGAAUUUACCAAUAACCUCAUUUUACCAAGGAGACCUCAAAGAGCUGAAAAUUGCAUAUAAACCCCCUGCUGUGGAUUCAGACACUGAGCGGAUUUUCCAGAUUGAGUUUGAGGUUGUGGACACGGAGGGGGCUGUGUCGGACCCUUUUGCUUUCAUGAUUGUUGUGAAGCCCAUGAACACCUUGGCCCCUGUUGUUACCAGAAACACGGGGCAGUUACUGUAUGAGGGUCAGUCCAGGCCUUUGUCCAGCUCACAGAAUCUGGAAAUCAGCGAUGAGGACAAUCUGGACAAAGUCAAAAUUACUGUUAUUGAUGGACUGAGGCAUGGAGAGUUAACUGUUCUGGGCACGGGGAGGAAAUUUUUCACCCCGGCUGACCUGGACUCUGGAGUAGUCAUCUAUCAACAUGACGGCAGUGACACAUACAGUGAUAAUAUUAUUUUCAGAAUGACAGAUGGCACAAAUGAGGUGGAGUUCCUGUUUCCCAUCACUGUCGUGCCGACGGAUGACGAGCCUCCCAUAAUAAAUGCCAACACUGGCUUGAUUUUGUUCAAAAAUCAAAUGAUGCCAAUCUCCUCACUGAUGCUAAGCGCCGCAGACAUCGACUCAGAGGACUCCACCAUAAAAUUCACUGUUGAGCCUCCUUUUUCGUAUGUGGGCCAGGUGAUGCUGCGACAGUCUGAGGCCCCCGAGGACCCGUCCACCUGGAAGUUUAAUACAGAGGAUGAAAUGUAUGAGAAAGUGGUCAGUGAAUGGCUGCAGCAGGAUAUAACUGACGGCAAAUUGUUUUACAAGCACGUCGGACCCCACAGCACCGGCACAGUUAUGGAUCAGUUUGUGUUCCGAGUUCAAGACGACAACGACCCUCCGAAUCAAUCGAGAGAGAGUUCAUUCAUCAUCAAGGUUCUCCCUGUUGACGACCUCCCGCCUGAACUCUACCCCGGCACGACCCUGCAAAUGACUGUGCAUGAGUAUCAGCUUACUUACUUGCGAAAGAAAUUCCUGCGCUACACUGACCUUGACUCGGAGGAUCGGGAUCUGAAAUUCACAAUCAUACAGCCACCGACAGACACCGACGAGAAUAGCCCUGUCGCACUGGGCGCGCUGGUAUUAACUGAAAAGCCAAACACCGAAGUCACAACUUUCACUCAGGCGCAAAUUAAUCACCAUAAAAUUGCUUAUAAGCCACCCGAUCUGGAGCUUGGAAUUACCCCACGUGUGCUGCAGUUCAGGUACACUGUAGAGGAUAUUUCGAGAAAUAGCAUCGAAGGUGUAUUUACAAUAUUCUUAGAGCCUGUCGACAACAAGCCACCUCAAAUAAUAAACUCCGGGUUUACUGUGCUCGAACGUGGCAGACACAUCUUAACAAGAGCUGAGCUGGACACCUCAGACACAGACACAGAUAGUGAAAAGAUAACAUUCACUAUUUCUCAGCUGCCGCUUCACGGCCAGAUCCAGUUUACUUUCACUGACAUGACAAAAGGAAAUACUUUCACUCUGCAGGAUAUUGGAAAUGGUUUGAUAUCCUACAUUCAUAACGGAGAUGAGUCGACGGCAGAUUCAAUACAAAUAGAUGUCAGUGAUGGUGUACACAUUGUCCCAAUCACAAUCAAGAUUAGUGUGAAGCCGGUUGAUGACGAGACUCCAACUAUCAGUCUCCCACCUGGCACAAUUGGCUCCUAUAUAGAUGUGCUGGAAAAUGGAGCGACAGAAAUAACAAGUAAUGUCAUUCAAGGAAGAGAUGAAGACACUGAUGACUUCCGUUUAACCUUUAUUGUUGAAGAUCCUCCUUCGUUCGGCGAAAUCCUGGUGAAAGGUGUCCCAUCUGGCAUGUUCACCCAAGCUGAUGUCAUUAACGGCUUUGUCGUGUAUGCUCACACCAGUGGAGAGAUUGGCCUGAACACGAAGCAGGACUAUUUCAAUCUCACCCUGACAGACAUGUCUGAUGAGUGGACUGUUGGAGGAAAUAAGAUCACAGGAGUCAGAGUGCAUGUGACUAUUCUUCCCCUGGACAGCCAGGCUCCGGAGGUCUUCGUUGGACCCCUUUUCACAGUUUCAGAGGGAGAGAAGAAUGUCAUUCAGAUUCUUCAUAUAAGUGCCGACGACGUUGACACGCUGGACGACGACCUCCUUUGUACGAUCAUUGUACAGCCAACUGCGGGUUACGUGGAAAAUAUCUCUCCCGCUCCAGGCUCCGAGAAAUCCAGGUCCGGGACCGCUAUUAGUGCUUUCACCAUCAAGGACAUCAGACAGAAUCACAUUUACUAUGUUCAAAGCAUUCACAAAGGAGUCGAGCCAGUGGAGGACAGAUUUACGUUCAGAUGCUCUGAUGGCAUCAAUUUCUCUGAAAGGCACUUUUUCCCUAUCUCCAUAAUCCCCUCUAAUGAUGAAAAGCCCGAGAUUUACAUGAGAGAGUUUGUAGUUAUGGAGGGCAUGAACAUAGUCAUUGACUCUCCCAUUCUGAAUGGUGCUGAUGCAGAUCUCCCCUCUGAUCAGCUCACGUUCUUCAUCACGAAACCCCCGAAGCACGGAUUUAUUCUCAAUCAGCUCACUACCGGCACCCUCCCAGUGUCUAACUUCACCUUGGAUCAGAUCAGGGAAGCCUCCAGCAUUGUGUAUGAGCACGAUGACUCAGAGACCACAGAGGACAGCUUCGAUAUUGUUCUCACAGACGGCAAGUUCAGUGUAGAGAAAACAGUAAUAGUUAUGAUUAUCCCCGUGGAUGAUGAAACUCCAAGGAUGGCAAUCAAUGAUGGCCUUGAAAUUGAGAUAGGUGAUGUGAAAGUCAUCAAUAGCAAUGUUUUAAAGGCCACAGAUCUGGACUCCGAGGACAGCCUGCUAACUUAUAUCAUUCGAUACGGCCCUGCCCAGGGGUAUUUACAGAGAACCACGCCUUCUGGAUCGAUGCAGAAUAUUACAGUCGGGAUGAAUUUCACACAAAAUGAAGUGGAUCAGGGUUUGAUUAUUUACAUUCACAACGGACAAGAAGGAAUUCGAGACCUGAUCAAGUUUGAUGUGACAGACGGCAUUAACCCUUUGAUUGACAGAUACUUCUAUGUCACAGUGGGAGGUAUUGACAUGGUUUUCCCCGAUGUGGUCAGUAAAGGUGUGUCCCUUAAAGAAGGAGGCAGAGUGACUCUGACCACAGAUCUUCUCAGUACGAGCGACCUGAAUAGUCCAGACGAGCAUUUGGUUUUCACGAUCACCCGCGCGCCCAUGAGGGGACACCUGGAAUGCACCGACACGCCCGGGAUGCCCAUCUCAUCCUUCACACAACUCCAGCUGGCCGGGAACAAAAUCUAUUACAUCCACACUGCUGACGACGAGGUAAAAAUGGACAGCUUCGAGUUUGAAGUGACCGAUGGCCACAACCCCGUCUUCCGCACUUUCCGUAUCUCCAUCGCCGACGUGGACAACAAAAAGCCCGUGGUGACGGUGCACGGCCUGGUGGUGACGGAGGGGGAAAAUAAACUCAUCACGCCCUUUGAGCUAACGGUGGAGGACAGGGACACUGUUGACCGACUCUUGAAAUUCACAGUCACUCAGAUUCCGGUUCACGGUCGUCUGCUCUUUAACAACACUCGACCUGUCACCUCCUUCACUAAGCAGGAUUUGAAUGAGAACUUGAUCAGCUACAAGCACGAUGGCACAGAGAGCUCAGUGGACAGUUUCUCCUUCAGUGUCACUGACGGAACUCACACGGACUUCUAUGUGUUCCCCGACACAGUGUUUGAGACCCGAAAGCCCCAAGUCAUGAAAAUCACUGUCCUCCCGGUAGACAAUGGGGUUCCACAGAUCAUAGUUAAUAAGGGUGCCCCAACGUUGCGGGUUCUUGAUUCAGGUCACCUGGGGUUUGUGAUCACCAGUAAGACUCUUAAAGCAGAGGACAGAGACAGCAUCCAGGAUACUGUGACCUUUCGGAUUACCGUAGCCCCGGAACACGGCUAUCUAAUCAACUUCGGCAAGGGAAAUGCGACUAUCACCACCUUCACACAAGCUGAUAUUGAUGAUAUGAACAUUUGCUAUGUUCUGCGGGACGGCGACAAGGCUACAAACGACAUCUUUUACUUCUCCAUCGAGGACAGCGGAGGCAACAGGCUGAAGAACCAACAGUUCCGUCUGAACUGGGCCUGGAUUUCUUUAGAGAAGGAGCACUACGUGGUGGACGAGGAGGUCAAGUUCCUGGAGGUGGUGCUGAAACGCCGCGGAUAUCUGGGAGAGACGUCGUUCGUUAGUAUCGGCACAAAAGACGGCUCUGCAGAGAAGGACAAAGACUUCCGCGGGAAGUCUCAGAAGCAGGUGCAGUUCAAUCCUGGCCAGACCACGGCCACCUGGAAGGUCAGGAUCCUGUCCGAUAAUGAGUACGAGGUGUCAGAGACGUUCCAGAUCGUUCUGUCCGAGGCAGUGAUGGCUGCCCUUGAGUUCCCAGACGUCGCCACUGUGGAGAUCCUCGACCCCGGUGACGAGUCGACGGUGUUUCUGCCCUCGGCCGUGUACAACAUCGAGGAGGACAUCGGCGAGCUGCUGAUCCCUGUACGCCGGAGCGGAGACGUCAGUCAGGAGCUCAUGGUCAUAUGCUACACCCAGCAAGUUUCGGCCACGGGCACGGUCCCCACCACGGUGCUGUCAUACUCUGAUUAUAUCUCCAGGCCGGAAGACCAUCACAGCAUCCUGCGCUUCGACAGGGGGGAGACGGAGAAGCCCUGCCGGGUGGUGAUCAUAGACGACUCGCUCUACGAAGAGGAGGAAAGCUUCAAUGUCACCCUCAGCAUGCCCAUGGGAGGACGUCUGGGCUCCGAGUUCCCCUCAGCUCGGAUCGUAAUCAUUCCUGAUAUGGAUGACGAUCCUGUCUUCUACUUCGGGAACACAGACUACCAUGUGGAUGAGAGCGACGGCUACGUGGAGGUGCAGGUUUGGAGGACGGGCACUGAUCUUUCCAGAGGAGGAACCGUGACAGUGCGCUCCAGGAAGACAGAUCCAGCCUCAGCCGAGGCUGGUGUGGACUACGUGGGGAUCAGCAGGAACCUGGACUUCGCUCCGGGGGUCACCAUGCAGACGUUUCGGGUCACCAUCCUGGACGAUCUGGGCCAGCCGGUCCUGGAGGGCCCGGAGAAGUUCGAGCUGGUGCUGCGGAUGCCCAUGAACGGCAUCCUGGGAGAGCCCAGCAAAACCACCGUGCUCAUCAACGACUCGGUCUCAGACCUGCCGAAGGUGCAGUUCCGUGAAGCCGUCCACGUGGGCCACGAGGACUCAGGACAGAUCUCGGCGGUGGUGUACCGAAGCGGCGACGUCAGCUACAAAUCCACCGUGCGCUGUUACAGCAGGCAGGGAACGGCCCAGGUCAUGAUGGACUUCAACGAGAGGCCCAACACGGACGCCUCCGUCGUCACCUUCCUGCCAGGCGAGAUUGAGAAACCCUGUGUACUGGUGCUGGUUGACGACACAGAGCACGAGGAAGAGGAGGAGCUCCGUCUGGUGCUGGGAAGCCCCAGGAGUGACUCUCCUUACGGGGCGUCUAUUGGAGCGCAGAACGAAACACUCAUCAAGAUUAAAGAUGACGCAGACAGGUCAAUCAUUAGUUUUGGAGAGACCAAGUUCAGCGUGAACGAGCCAAAGGAAAAAGGACGGGUGUCCGUGGUGAAGAUCCCCGUGCUGCGUGUCGGAGACACCUCCAAGGUCUCUGUUGUUCGAGUUCACACCAAAGACGGAUCUGCUACAUCUGGGGAGGACUACCAUCCCGUAUCCCAGGAAAUUGUGUUCAAAGAGGGCGAGACGGAGCACUACGUGGAAGUGGAGGUCUUAUUUGAUGGCGUGAGAGAGAUGAGGGAGGCGUUCACGGUGCACCUGAGGCCCGAUGAGAAUAUGGUGGCAGAGACAAAGCUGAGCAAAGUCAUCAUUUACAUCGAGGAGACAAACAGCAUGGCAGAUGUCACGUUCCCGUCGGUUCCCAGAGUGGUUUCUCUCCUUCACUACGACGACAUUGAGAGGACGAAGGACGCUCUGCCUGUGGCUGGAUACCCCGUCGUUUGUGUCACUGCUUGUAACCCCAAAUACCCAGAUUAUGACAAAACAGGCUCCAUCUGCGUGAGCGAGACCAUCAACAACACCCUGACCCGGUACCGUUGGCUCGUGAGCGCCCCCACCGGCAGGGACGGCGUCACCAGCCCCAUGAGGGAGGUGGACUUCGACACCUUCUUCACUUCCUCCAAACUCAUAACGCUGGACUCAGUCUACUUCCAGGCUGGUUCCAGGGUCCAGUGCGCCGCCAGAGCGGUGAACUCGAACGGGGACGAAGGCCUGGAGCUGAGCAGCCCCAUUGUGUCCAUCAGCGUCGAGGACGGAAUGUGCCAGCCUCGAGUUGCAGGCACAGUGGGGGCCGAGCCCUUCUCUGCCAAGCUGCGGUACAGCGGAGCGGAAGACGCCGACCACCCCAACCUCAUCAAAGUGACUGUAACCAUGCCGCACAUCGACGGUAUGUUACCUGUCGUGUCCACGCGGCCUUUAUCGAACUUCGAGCUGACCCUGAGCCCCGACGGCACCCGCGUGGGCCACCACCGCUGCUCCAAUUUGUUGGACUACGCCGAGGUCAAGACUCGCCACGGCUUCCUCACGGAGGCCACCAAGAACGCCGAGGUGAUCGGGGAGACGGCGCCUUACCAGUACAGCGCCGCCCUCAGGGGGUCCGGCACGCUGCGCUUCUACAGGAACCUCAACUUGGAGGCGUGCCUGUGGGAGUUCACCAGCUAUUAUGACAUGUCUGAGCUGCUCAGCGACUGCGGCGGCACCAUCGGGACUGACGGACAGGUGAUGAACCUGGUGCAGUCUUACGUGACUUUGCGGGUGCCCCUGCAUGUGUCCUAUGUUUUCCACUCACCCGUGGGUGCAGGAGGAUGGCAGCACUUUGACUUGCAGUCGGAGCUGAGGCUCACGUUUGUGUACGACACUGCCAUCUUAUGGAGGGACGGCAUCGGCAGCCCGCCUGAGGCUGAAAUGCAAGGAGCGCUUUACCCUACAAGCAUGCGUAUCAAUGGCCAGGGACAACUUGUGGUCAAUUUCCGCACCGAGGCUCGCUUCAGGGGGCUGUUUGUGUUUGCCCACCCAGCUUCACCGCUCACCUCCAUGAUCAUGUGUGCGGACCACCCCGGUUUGACCUUUAACCUCAGCCUUGUGAGGAACGAGCCCACCUACAGCCAGCCCAUCCAGCAGUGGACGUUCACCUCAGACUUUGCAGUUCGGGACUACUCGGGCUUGUACACGGUGAAGCUGAUUCCCUGCACCGCCGCCCCCGGCCUGGAGUACACCAUCCCCCCUGUCUGCAACCCCAGAGAGCCGCUCACCUUUGACAUGGACAUCCGCUUCCAGCAGGUGAGCGAUCCGGUGGCUGCUGAGUUCAGCUUGAACACUCAGAUGAUGCUGCUCUCCAAACGGACGCUGUGGCUGUCAGACGGCUCCAUGGGCUUCGGACAGGAGAGUGACACUGCCUUCUCGCAGGGUGAUACCGUGUACGUUCGGGUGAUGGUGGAUCCUGUUCAGAACCUCGGAAACUCCUUCAUUUGUAACAUCGAGAAAGUGUUUCUGUGCACGGGGGCUGAUGGCUACGUCCCAAAAUACAACCCGAGCAACUUUGAGUUCGGCUGCCUGGCCGACGCUCCAUCGCUCCUCUACAGAUUCAAGAUCAUUGAUAAAGCCCAGCCGGAGACGCAGGCGCGGGCCUUCGGCAGCGUGGCGUUCAAUGCACUGCUGGCGGUGGACGACCCCGCCGCCUUGGCUCUGGUGAGGCAGCCCGGCGCCGAUGGGUUCAGGAUGGACUCCUCGCCGCUCUUCCAGGUGGCAGCAGGCAGAGAAUGGUACAUCCACACCAUCUACACCGUCCGCUCCCGGGACAACGCCAACCGUGGCAUCGGGAAGAGGAGCCUGGAGUACCACGUGAUGAGCCGGCCCACACACCCGCUUCGCCACAGGAGGUCCGUGAACGACGUCCCCGACAUCGCCGAGGAGAUCGGAGCCGACAGCAACCGAGGCACCAACAUCCUGCACAUCGCUCUGGACCGCAGCGGCCAGCGCCGGACCAGUCCGGACAGGGAGGUCUUCACCAGGGGGGGCGUCCCGCAGGAGGUCGGCCGGCGGGACGACGGCGGCGACGACCGCCUGGUGCUGAUCGUCGGCGGCCUGGUGGGCCUGCUCCUCACGGUGCUCCUCGUCAUCGUGGUGGCGCUGCUGGUCAGGUCCAGGCAGGAGAAGACCAAGGAGGCGCCGAGGAGCUCCGGCAGCGCCGAGCCCAUGAUGGCGCACGGCGCCGGCGGCAGUGACAGCUCGGAGGUGUAGCCGCCGCAGAUUCAGUUGAGAUUUUUUUAUUUUGCAAGUGCCUCACAUUGAAAAUUGAAGAUUGUGUGCGAAGAAAAAAACCACAAGAGCUUUGAAUCCAUUCAGCAAAUCUACUUGAAAUACUGCAUCACUUUCACAGCCGGGAGGUGGCGGACCACGGUGCCAGCUGUUUCACGCACUUGUGAAGUUGUCUUUUGAUGCCACUUGAUCCAAAAAAAAAACAAAAAACAAAAGAGAGAGAGAGAAAAGAAAAGUGUGUUCUUACACUUCCAAAGGUGCUACAGAGGAUGCCUCUUCACUUGAACGGCACACGGCUUUGUGCUUUAGGUCAAGAGAAGCUGGAUGCUUCGCGUACUGUCGUGGCCGUCCGGCUUUGUUUGUUCGAUUUGCUGCGCCAAGACACUGUCGACAGUUUGCUAACACUGGAAGAGUCUGUCAGUCCGUAGAGAAUGAUUUGUCCUUUAGAUGAUUCAGUGUGUGCCUAAUAAGAAGUCGCAGGAUUUUGAGAUGUGAAAUGUUUGUCCUGUGUGAUCAGUAGCACUCAAAUGAAAACAAGCAGAGCUGCCAGCUUCUGACUGCAGCUGAGCGCGAGAGGAAUUCUUAUUGAGAGGUGGUGCAAAAACAUUGAUAAACACCCACAUAAAAUCCCCAAUUUGAUCAAAAUCAGAGGUUUACUCAUAUAUUCACUCCAAGAAGAGAUUGUUUCAACAUAAGAAUGUGAUGAUAAGCAAAUAUUAAUUGAUGAAACAGAAAUUAAAUUGUGUAUAUUUAAAAUCUCUCCAUGAUUAAUCACAGUCUGUCUCAGCUAAGAUAAAGAUUUCAGUGUUUGAUGAGUUAACCAACACAGUCCCAGGGUUACAUAUCAAUAUAAGUAAAUAAUUAUUCACUGGUACAACUAUAAUUCUGUACUGCUUUACUUUGAAUUUACUGACACCAAUCAACCUCUAAUGAAUGUUUUUGGACUCAGACUCAACUCAAACCUGAAACUGUCCUGCUGUGAGAGAAAGUGCUAACCACUGCACCACUGCAGCCUCCAACCCUCACUUCUAAAGCCUUCAUAUUAGUUCAUGUUCACAUGAGGCAUCAGGAGUUGGCAGCUCCGGGAAUCAGUAUCAUUUGAGUGUACACCGUUUUCUCGUGCACAUGUUUUUGCAUGCAGUUAUUUUCUUCGUUAUUAUUUUCAAUUUUUUUGUAUUUCGAGAUCCCAAAAAAAAAAAAAAAAAGGGUCAAAGUGCUGAUUUGAAUUGUGACAAACGUGUCUGAUCUGCUGUGUUUCCACCUGUUUGUGUUUUCCAGCGACAGUAUUUAUCGGUAGCUGUUUUAAUUCCCCCUCCUGAUGCUGAGCAGUUGAAUCACUGGACGGUCUCAUCACUGGAAAUCAAACCGGAUACUUUGAGGAGUUUGGACUUCCAGGACAGCUGGUCUGCGGUGUACAGUGUAGUAUAGCAACGGCUCCAGAUCCGUUCAUCGGUACGCUCACUUUCUACGUGUUCGCUUCGCAGACAUCGCCGUGACUCCAAGUGUUUCCCUGUGCAGACCAGUCACCUUACAGACCCACUUCAAGGUCAUGAAACGCUCAGAAAAUCACUAUUUUUAAAUUUAUUUAUUUAUUUUUUCUGUUGUUAAUCCAUCCCAAAUCAAACAUCAUUUUGCUUUUUGAUAUAUUAAUAGUAUACAGUAGAUAAAAACAGUCUGUGUGCAUUAAGUAAAGCUUUUCCUCCUGCAGUGUUUUUCCCACAUUCAGGCACCAGAUUGCCAAAAAGCCCGAUUACCUCUGACUACUGUAUCUCCCAUUCAAACACUAACUUUGUCGUCACUGCUUUGUAAAUGUCAGGUCUUAUUUGCUUUUUGUUAUGUUCAAACAGAAAUCAAUUCUAUGCAACCUGUGACAUAAAACCUUCAUGAAAUGUUUACCCAAACUAUAUGCUGUUGUUUGUUUCAAUGCACAUUUUGCUUGCUGAUCGAUCAAUGUACUGUGGUUCCUUUACGACACACUGAUGCUUUUUAUUAUGCACAUUCAUGUAUGUAUGUAUAUACAUAUGUAUUACAUAUAAAUAUACCAUUUGGAUGUUUUUGGGAAUGGUUAUUGUU